GCCCACAAAUCUUGUUCUGUUCUGCCUUUGUUUCGCCGGAGAUUCGAUUCUGAGGUUGAGAUUCUGGACGGGGAACGAUGAGUUGCAAUGGUUGCAGAGUUCUUCGGAAAGGGUGCAGUGAGAAUUGCUUGCUUCGACAAUGUUUGCAAUGUUUAGACAAUCCACAAGCUCAGGCACACGCCACCGUAUUCGUUGCCAAGUUCUUCGGCCGUGCCGGGCUCUUGUCCUUCAUUUCCUCCGUGCCUCAAUCCCAACGAUCUGCUUUGUUUCAGUCUCUGUUGUUUGAAGCCGUGGGGAGGGCGAUUAACCCGGUGAGUGGAGCGGUGGGGUUGCUGUGGAGUGGAAACUGGCAAGUGUGUGAGUCUGCGGUGCAGACGGUGCUACGAGGAGGCUCGUUGCAGCCGCUUCCAGAAUUUAGUGGUGGAGCUUCGAUGCUGGGUUUUGAUAAUCUCCUGGAAUCUGAGAGGAAGAGGAAGGGGUUCAGGGAGGACAUGGAGAAAUGUGUAGAGAUUAGUCUUGGUCUUUGCUUGAACGAGGAUGACAAUGAUAGGGCGGGGAAGCGGAGGAGAGCGGCGAGUCCCUCGUCGGAGGAAUCUGAAACGACAACAUCCGGCAGUGGUUGUUCCCGAGAUGCUGGAAGUGAAAAAAAGCUCUUGAGACUGUUCGUUUGAGAAUAAGCUCUGAUUUUUCAUUUUUGUUUCAAGGGAAAAAAAAUAUGCUAAUAAUCCUUCUUCAAUAUUUGGAGUGUUGAAGAUGGAUGAGUUUUGUAGGCACUUUCGUUAAUAAUUACUGCUACUUACCAUUUUCGCAAAUUUGUGGGGUUUUAUAUAAAUGAAGAAGUGUGUAUUAAUUGGAUUUUUUUUGUUUUUGGUACUUUAAAUGAGAAGA
Molecule: messenger RNA, 888 nt
Organism: Rubroshorea leprosula
Lineage: Eukaryota; Viridiplantae; Streptophyta; Magnoliopsida; Malvales; Dipterocarpaceae
Source: the annotation of a GenBank genome assembly